AGUGGCGCGGUUAAGCCCUUUUCAUGAAAGCAGCCGUCUAACAAAACGUCAUCAGAUCUCUUAUGACCCUCCCGUGAUCACAUACCAAAAACUCACAAAACCGGAAGCUGUCUGAAUACAAACAUAUGAUUGUACAAAUUACCGCAGCGAUUUGUUUUACUGUAUUAAUUUAAAAAAAAAUGCACGAAGAAUUUCUAUAUGAAAACGCUUGAAAAUGGAUGAACGCAGUCCACUACUCAUCCACCGAUAUAGCGACAGCGCUGACUUGCCUAACCCCAACCUGAGACCAAGGCACCGGGAGCUGAUUCCCACUCCCUGCGGUCCAAUCAAGCCCUGGUCGGAGCUGACAUGCCUGGUGAAGCUGUAUUACUGCCUGACCAUCGUCUCUCUGCUAGCAGUGCUGGCAGUCACUGCUGUGAACAUUUACAAGCAGAUUCAGGAUCCGCUUCACCACGAGGAUUUUACCAUCUCCCUCGUACAGCUCGUGGGAAUCUUGUUCUGCUGUUACUAUGUGACCCGUGGGAUUCUGCAGGAGAACCGCCAGGAGCUCAUCGUCUUCGUGGCGAGCGUCGUGCUGGUGAUGAUGCGCUCGGUUGUUAACUUCGCCGUCCUCCCCGCUCCCGAAAAGGACAGCCUCAUUCUGGUGCGGUUCGUGUGCAUCGUGUGCAUCGGGCUGUUCCACGUGAUCUGCAGCACGCUCCUCAUCCGGAGCUCCAACAUGAUGGCGUUCCGUGUGGGCGGGGCUCUGGAGAGCCUGCAGGAGCAGUACUUCCUGCUCAAUGUCUGCUUCUCCAUGGUAACCUUCGACCUGCAGGCCCAGAUCUGCCUGUGCAUCUUGGUGCUGACCUCAGGCAUCUACCACAUCUCCUUUUCCCACAGCAUCAUCCUGGGCUUUGGGAUCUUCUGGGCGUGCCUUACAUCCACUGUAGGGAUGAUAGCGGUCUUAAAAGAAUUGAAGCCUCUUGUCUGGGUUUUUGUCCUCCAGAACUUACCAGAAUUGGCCUAUCUCAUUUUUUUACUGUAUCAGAUUAUAAAAGAAUGGGGAGCAGGGGGGUCGUACGCCCUGGAAGCUGCUGCAAUUACCGGCUCCAUCAUCUCCGUGGUGAUCAAAGGCGUCCUCUUCUGGUCCUUGACUCGGCUGUAUCGGAGCUUUGGGCAGGGGCUGCGUGAGAGGAUGUUUGCUUCUGAGCAGUAGCAGAGCAUUGUUUCCUGAUUUGAAGAUGACAUCACUGUGCCCAAGCUGUGUGGCAAAGUUCUGACCACCAUGGGGUGCCAGCACAGCAAGCUGUACAGCAGGACUGCUCUCAUGAACUGAUUGCUCAAUUCAAGGAAUGGAAAUCGGAGAUAAAUGGAGGUUAUGAGUAAUCUCAAUGAGAUGCUCCAACCAGGUGGUUUGUCGCAUCUUAUGUACAGACGGUGCACAAGAAUUAGAAGAAACACAGUUGCAGUUUUGUGGUUUACUGCAUUAUCAUCAUUACCGUAACACCAAACCUCAGACAAAUUCCUUCCCAAGACUUCUUUCUGUGUUUCAGCCAAAACAGAAAAAGAAGCGUAAAGGUAUUUUUAUACGGAUGAAACUGUUCAAGAAUAUCAGAAUGCACCCAUUUUGUUCACCCAUUACUGUCGUGGUCCACUCAAAAUUAAAACAACCCAGCCCACCUUAAAAAAAUGAUACUGAACCAAAUCUCAUAGUAUGACGUUCCCAAUAAGCAGAAGUGCCUCGUUUACCUCUAUUUCCCUCGUUUACCUAAGAUUUGUCCUUAGCGAACCCAUUACAUUGUUUAUGGCUGCAAAGAGAAACCCCAGUCCAACACAAAGCCAUGCUUUCAAAAAAUCACUAGAUUGAGGAGUGGGUCUUAAUUCUGUACAAUACAAAUGCUGUAAUAACUGCAUGAUAUAUAUUUUUAGAUAAGAUCCAGUCAGGUUUUCUACAAAUCUGCCAAACAUUUAAUGUGUUAAAAGGUUGAAGGUUUAGUUUGGGAGAUAACAGCAUUGCCCGUUAAGCCCUAGGAUAUGUUUUUAAUUUGGUUAAAAGCAUCGUCCCUUCCAGUGAGAUCUUUUAAAAAAAAAAAAAACCCUGACCUAAAAACAUUGCAUAAACAGUGCAUGUUGU
Messenger RNA from Acipenser ruthenus (sterlet), 2113 nucleotides. RefSeq lists its product as uncharacterized. Bases 215 to 1195 code for a protein of 326 amino acids. The transcript is spliced from 9 exons. Lineage: Eukaryota; Metazoa; Chordata; Actinopteri; Acipenseriformes; Acipenseridae. The record is from RefSeq and is a predicted model, not a curated record.